UUACAGAGGCCGGCCGAAAAGAAGAAUAUCUGGCAACCCACAGUCUUUGAAUCAGGCGCGGCCACGCGAUUUUCGAGGGAAAAACUCUUUUGAUAAGACGCUGCUCAGGGUUGAUUUUGAAAUAUGGACAAAAAAGAAUCAUUUAAUAGAAUUUGCCAAAAUAAAGUUUUCCUCUUGGAGACUUUAUCUGUAGAAGCCGAAAUCAUCUUGCAGCAUGUGCAGCAGGCUGAAAUUAUUACACCACGUGACUACAGGAACCUCUCAGAUAUUCCUCAAAGAGAGAAGAGAGUCAUCGACCUACUUGACAAACUCAUGGGAAAGGGGGAGGAAACUUGUCGUCGAUUCAUAGAACUUUUAAGACAAGACUCUAUACUGGAAAUUUUUCCAGAAUUAAAGGAUCAUGCCGUUAUUUCUUCUCCAGCCAGUGCUAUGACUUCUCCAGUGCAGGAGGUCUGUCAAUACAAAAUAGCACAAAACCCACGUGGUACCUGUGUAAUCAUCAAUAAUGUACAUUUUGCAACCUUAAAAGAAAGAAUGGGAUCAGAUCUGGACCAAAAGAAACUUGCAGAAGUUUUCCGUUGGCUGGGGUUUGAGGUGGUGGUGCACAGAAAUAAAACUGCGGCUGAAAUGAAGAAUCUCCUCAAGGACAUAGGGAAGACAGUAGAUGGAGACUGCUUUGUGUGCUGCAUCCUCUCCCAUGGCAUAAAGAAAGGGGUCUGUGGGACCGAUGGAGCUGUUAUUUCUGUUGAUGAAAUACGAGAGCCUUUCAAUGGCAUUAACUGCCAGAGGCUAGUCGGCAAGCCCAAGCUGUUUUUCAUACAGGCAUGUCGUGGGGAAAGAAAUCAAGAUCGUGUGCAAGUCCAAGCGGAUGCUCAAGAAGAUGGAGAGUCAGAGAUGGAAGUGGAUGGUGAUGAUUUUGAUAUCACAAUCCCAGCUGACACGGAUUUCCUCAUUGCCAGGUCAACCACUGACGGUCACGUUUCUUAUAGAAAGCCAGAAGAGGGUUCCUGGUUUAUUCAGUCACUUUGCCGAAACCUAGAAACACAUUGUCCACUGGGUACAGACAUCCAGACAGUCCUGCUUUGUGUGAAUAAUGAGGUUAGCAGUCAGGGAGUCAAGUCCAAACAGAUGCCCAUCCAUGAAGUCGCCAUGAGAAAGAAACUGGUCCUGCUGCCACCACCGUGAACCCCUGCAGCCUCCUGCAGUGUACAGCAUGGCUUACUAUGCAUCAUGCUUUUAUAGGAUAAAUUAUAAGGGAAUCUUUACUGUAACAUUACUGCGUCUCUGUUCUUAAAGGAAGUUUUUUGUUUUUAAAUCAGGACGGGGACUGUUUACUUCAAGGCUAUCAUGAGCCAUUUGACAUUUGUUUUUCCAUGUUUUUUAAGUAACUUUUUGAUGAAAAUAAUUACUGUAUUUUUGCAGGUAUGUUUUACACAUUUGUACUGUUAUUUUAAUGUUCUUUCUGCAUUCUGUUCAAAAACACUGACCUAUAUAAUAAUGUUAAAAUAUAUGGUUAUUUAAUGCAUUUAGAAUGAAAUUAAUUUUGAUAUUAUAUCACUCAUAGUCAUUUGCAAUGCAACACAUAAGCAUAAAUAUGUCAUUGGGUAGGACAACAGAAUUUGUAUGUAUCAAAUGUAGGUUAUUACUGUUAUUGAAUUAAGCAAGAUUAUAUUAAAGUAAUUCAAAUUCC
Molecule: messenger RNA, 1690 nt
Organism: Cyprinus carpio (common carp)
Lineage: Eukaryota; Metazoa; Chordata; Actinopteri; Cypriniformes; Cyprinidae
Product: caspase-8-like
Biological process (GO): proteolysis; regulation of apoptotic process
Molecular function (GO): cysteine-type endopeptidase activity
Source: RefSeq, a predicted model, not a curated record